This is a messenger RNA of Onychostoma macrolepis, 2871 nucleotides long. It is a transcript of the gene gab2, whose product is annotated as GRB2-associated binding protein 2. The coding region runs from base 502 to 2526 and encodes 674 amino acids. The transcript is spliced from 10 exons. The record is from RefSeq and is a predicted model, not a curated record. NCBI's taxonomy places the organism in Eukaryota, Metazoa, Chordata, Actinopteri, Cypriniformes, Cyprinidae.
AGACUAGCCCUUAAAGUAAAUUUUAUUUUCUGAGAAAUGCUUACAAACUUUAUUAGACUUAAAAGAGGGCCUAAGUGUGUAGAUAAACUAACUAUGCGUGAGUCGGUGUCGGCGCAGUGAACUCUACGUUUGUGCUUCAUUGUCUCUGUUCAUCCCUAUAGUGAGAAAGAGAGUCCCGUCCCUUCAAUUCAGUGGGCGUGGUGUAUGUGUGUGUGAGUGGGAAAACAAACAGCAGACAACCAACAGUACUUCCUACAUCUGCGUCCAACUCGAGCGUUUCUUCACCCUCACCUCGCGUCAAGCGUCUCUCCUGCGCGCGGUGUUUACACUGAGUCCUGCUGAGCUCAGAGGACGCGUCCCAUCAUCACUAAAUGAAGCGCCGCAGCGCUGCAGUUUUACAUCCACACCACAGCUCCACACGCGUUCAACAUAGAUGGACCCGCAUCAUCUGAGGACUUCAGAGUGAUAUUACUGUCGUGAUUCUGUUUUUCUUUUUGUAAAAUGAGCGGAGGGGAAAUCAUCUGUCAGGGAUGGUUGAGAAAGUCGCCACCCGAGAAGAAGCUGCGGAGAUAUGCUUGGAAGAAGCGCUGGUUUAUCCUGCGUAGCGGGCGUAUGAGUGGAGACCCGGAUGUUCUUGAGUACUACAAGAGUGACCAUGCCAAAAAGCCCAUUCGCAUCAUCGACCUGCACUGCUGCGAGCAGGUGGACGCCGGCCUCACCUUCAAACGCAAAGAGUUCCAGGACAGCUUUGUGUUCGACAUCAAGACGGCUGAGAGAACCUUCUACCUGGUGGCAGAGACGGAGGAGGAGAUGAACCGCUGGGUGCGCUCCAUCUGUCAGCUGUGUGGAUUCAACCAGUCAGAGGACAACCAUCACGAUGAGAGAUCGUCAACCACCCACCUUUCCCGCUCCUUGGCUAAUGAUCUGGGUGGCUCUCUGGCCCCGCUGAUUGGUGAACGUAAAACGUCUGUUCCCGCCCACUCCAGCCAGCCAAUGCUUUUCACAUUCGACAUACCUGUACGCCACUCCCAUAGUACUCUGUCUAACAGUGCUCCUCAGGACUACCUCUUCCUCCAUCAGUGCAUGAGCCGCAAGAGUGAGAGUGCACGGAGUGCCAGUUUCUCGCAGGCCUCGCGCAACAGUCUUCUGGUGGGCAGUGACUCAGCGGUUCAGAGACUCACUCAUGGUUUCUCUCACUGUCUGAAUGGCAUGGGCGCCCAGCUUCACGGUUUCUACAGCCUUCCCAAACCCGGCAAAAAUCAGCAGCCCCCUUCGCGGACCGACUCACGUGACGCUUGCUAUGUUCUACCCAGGGGUUACAGCUCUGAAGGGGCAUCAGAGCUUGAAUCAGAUGAUGUCUACACCUAUAAGACCCCAAAUAACACUCUAGCAGCCCCCCAAACCAAUGAGCAGCGGGCCCUCGAUAACUAUGACCUACCCACCAUUCCUGGCUCCGUCUACCAGAUCCCCCGCACGUUUGAUAAGAACCAUAAUGCCCUGAUGCCAUCCAGUGCUGACUCCACAAACGCACCUCCUCCCAGACCUCCCAAACCCAGCCAGGGCUCAGAGACACGGUGGGGCAGCCCGCUGUCCGUGGGGGCUCAAAAUGGAGAGGUCUCCACAGUGUCCGUCAUCCCCAGGAGGAACACACUGCCGGCGGUGGAGAACGUCAAGCUUCACAGAGGAUCCUCUUUUGAGACCAGCAGUCACCAAAGGCCAGUCUAUUUCAACAAUUCUGGUCAGUCAGUGGAGUCUGUAAAUGAUGGCUUCAGCUCAUACCUGAGAACUAAAGCCCCAUUGACCCGCUCCGAUAGUGCCGUCUCUGAGGAUAACUAUGUACCCAUGAAUCCCGGCUUGUCCUCCUCCCCUCUCAGUGCCGCCCUGGCUGACAGUCCUAAAAAUAAUUAUAUUCCCAUGAGCCCAGGUCCUCACCAUUUUGAUUUCCCAGGAUUUUCAGCGACGUUGCCGGCCAGGAAGGGCAGUACAGCAUCACUAUGUCUCCGACCCGGCCGACACAGUGACGUCACACCACCACCGAUUAACCGCAACCUUAAACCCAACCGGACAGCAAAACCAACACCUCUUGACUUAAGGAACAAUGGCAUCAUUGAUGAACUUCCCUUCAAGAGCCCCGUCACCAUGUCUUGGAUCAGACCAACGCCUGUGAACUCCAUCUCAUCGCAACCGUGUCGGCCCAUUUCGACCCAGAGUAUCACCAGCACUGAUUCUGCAGACAGUGAGGAGAAUUAUGUGGCAAUGCAAAACCCAGUGUCUACCUCCCCAGCGAUGAGUGGUACCAGCAGUCCUGCACCCAGGAAUUGUGGUAAUGUGGACUAUUUGGCCCUGGACUUUCAGCCUGGCUCCCCUGGUCCACACAGAAAGCCGUCCACCUCUUCAGUGACCUCAGAUGAAAAAGUGGACUACGUCCAAGUGGACAAAGAGAAGACACAGGCCCUUCAGAACACCAUGCAGGAGUGGACAGAUGUGCGACAGUCAAGCGAGCCGGCUAAAGGCAUCAAGUCCUGAUGAUUUUCAAAUGUGCACACUGAUUGUGUCACUCGAGAUGCUCUUAUACUGUUACACCGUGAUACAAACUGAUUUACCUGUGACAAAAUAGCGAAUGAUACACCAACUAAAGCCAUAGAUCCAGUUCGUUUGGUCUUUUGAGGACAAAAAACUCCACUGAACCGCUUAGACUGUCUUGCCAUGCACGUUAGACAUGUUUAACUUUUCAAAGUGCAGUGCAACCAAACUUUAGCUACUUGCUCUCUCUCUGAGUGUGAGCGAAGAACGAUAAGCAGUGAAUAUUUAAAUCUAGUUAUACAGUGGGGCAAAAAAGUAUUUAGUCAGCCACCAAUUGUGCAAGUUCUC